This is a messenger RNA of Penicillium daleae, 1008 nucleotides long. RefSeq lists its product as uncharacterized. The record is from RefSeq and is a predicted model, not a curated record. The coding region runs from base 1 to 1008 and encodes 335 amino acids. Lineage: Eukaryota; Fungi; Ascomycota; Eurotiomycetes; Eurotiales; Aspergillaceae. The transcript has 3 exons.
AUGAAUAAUUCCUAUUCAGAACCAGAAUUUUCAAUCCCUGAUUCAACACCUCGUUCGAGUAAGACCGAGUUCGUGGUUGCUGGUCUUCGAAUAUACGUGUACGGGUUGGAGGAACUGAAGUUGAUGCAUUGGUCCAAUAAUGAAAUCGCGGUGUUAUACCUCGCUCACGGUCGCACGCUCACGUACUUGAAUAUGGAAGGCUUUGCUCAUGAGAUCCUCCAUCGGUAUCGCAAUGACCGUCGGCCGAGGAAGACCAAUUUGAUUGCUGUUACGUUAGAUAUGCCGAACCACGGUGAUCGCGAGGUACAUUGUCCCACUCUCUUCACGGCCUCCAACGCUCCUCACGCCAAAGUCCCUCAUAUUAGCAGGGAAGCAAAUCUUUCCUGGGAUUCGGGUAAUGAGACACAUGGCCCUGAUAUGCUCUCCCUUAUAUCGGCAUCAGCGUCCGAUUUCGGCAUUUUAUUCGACUAUCUCCCAUCCUAUAUCCCCGGCCGCUUCAAAAAGUUCUACAACAUUAUGGCAGGUGUGUCCCUUGGAGGACAUGUCGCGUGGCGCGUAUCCAAGUCAGUGGGCGCCAACAAAAUCCACGGCAUCGUACCCAUCAUCGCAUCCCCAAAUUUGACCGGCCUCAUGCUGACUCGCCUGGGCGUCGACGCUUCUAUCCUUAAAUUGACCUAUCGGGACCUAUACACCCUCUCCUACAAAGACUUGGCAACUGUAUUGACAGAAGAGCAGCAGCGACGCUGGCCGGAAUCCCUCAGUAAGAUAGUGCAAGAGACCGACCGUACUAUUGAAGAAGAUUUUCCGAAGGAUAUUCCUAUGUUGAUCCAGAACGGAGAACAGGAUCUUCUUGUACCCAGUGAAUUCGCAACCCAGUGGGCACAGCAUACCAAUCCCGCUCCGUGCAAGAAGAUUGAGUGCUUUGUGCAAAAGAACACAGGGCAUACAUGUACAAAGGAGAUGGUCGCCAACACAGCUGAUUGGCUAGUGAGGUUGUUUAUGAUAUAG